GUUCUUGUUUCAGACGGGACAUUUGUAGACGCACCCUCAUCUGUGCAGUGCUCAGAUGUCUGUGUUGUAUAGAUUUGUUUUUAUGUUUUGAUUUAUUGAAUAUACAGCAGCUUUGACCAAUUAAAAUAUUCGCUUCAUAGAAAUGUAAAACUUCAAUUCAAUCCGAUUUAAAUGUUAAGAUUAUUGUGCAAACAAAAGUUAGGCGUCUGUUGCUGUUAGCCACUUGUUCAAAGUUAUUUUCGACAAAUGCCGCCGAAAAAACGAAAACGCAAAACAACUCUGAAUUUGGAGUGUGAAUGGGGUUUGUGCCAAGAAGUCUUCCACGAAAUCGAGGCUUUGUGUAAACACGUCGAGGAACAUCUGAAUAUUUUGAGCGUCACAGAAGAGGACGCAGAGGAAGCAGAGGGAGUGCACAGCUGUCUGUGGAGGGAGUGUGGUUUCUGCUCCUCUGAUGGUCCUGAGGAGUUGAGGAGACAUGUAUUUUUUCACUGUUUCCACACCAAACUAAAGCAGCUGGGUCAGCAAGUACUAGAAACCCAACCUGAGCUUAACAAGUGCACUUUUGGAAUCGGAAGAAACAUCAUUCCUGAAAUUCCUGACAAUUUUGUGUGUCUUUGGGAACAUUGUGAGCAAGGACCAUUUGAAAAUCCAGAAUGGUUUUAUCGUCACGUUGAGAUGCAUAGCCUGUGUGUAGAUGUUCCACCUGGAGACUGUGACUUUUCAUUACGCUGUGGAUGGAAAGACUGUGACGCUACUGUUAAAGGACGUCCUAAAUUGAAAGAGCACCUUCGUAGUCACACCCAAGAGAAGAUAACAGCUUGUCCAGGCUGUGGGGGCAUGUAUGCCAGUAAUACCAAGUUAUUUGACCAUAUCAUUAGACAGAGUGCUCUGGAAGGUCAGGGGAGGUUUCAGUGCUCCCAUUGCUCCAAACGUUUUGCAACGGAACGACUACUGAGAGAUCACAUGAGGAACCAUGUGAGCCACUACAAAUGCCCAUUGUGUGAUAUGACCUGUCCAACACCCUCAUCCCUGCGUAACCACAUAAAGUAUCGUCACAGCACAGAGAAGCCAUAUAGUUGUGAAUACUGCGAGUACAGCUGCAAGAAUCAAGUGGACCUCCGUAAACACCUGGACAGUCACAGCAGUGAACCAGCAUUUCACUGUGAUGUUUCUGGUUGUGACUUUACAUCUCGUUCACUUUCCACCAUGAAAAUACAUCACAAAAAAGAACAUCAGGGAGACUUUAUGGCUCGUUACAAAUGCCAUGUGUGUGAACAGUGCUUCACCAGAGGAAACAGCUUAACGGUUCAUCUGCAUAAUAAACACCAGUUUAAAUGGCCAUCAGGACAUCCACGUUUCAGGUAUAAAGAGCAUGAAGAUGGAUUUAUGCGUCUACAGUUGAUUCGUUAUGAAAGUGUGGAGUUGACAGAACAACUGAUGAGAGAGAAGCAGCGCAGACAGCAAGAGGAUGACAGUCAGGAGGGCCCAGGGCUGGAGCAGGAGGUACCCACAGAGGUGCAGGUGGAACUCAGGGGGGUGUUGUUGGAGGAGCAGGGCCCAGAGGAUCAGAGCGCACCAGAACAGAGCAUUCUCUAUGUCCUGUCUGGAGAUGUAUCAUCUACAGGAGAUACUGCUGUCAUACUGCCAUUGUCAGACACCACCCAGGAACCAGGAAUUGAAGUUUAGCUACCGCGACUACAUACAAGAACCACACAAAAACACAAUUUUGAUGGGACUAACAGUCUAUCCUUUUUAUGUGCCUCUACUUCUGCUUAGACAAAAGAAGAAAAAAAAAGUGUUAUAGGCAACAUUUUAUGAUUUUACCCUACAUUAGGCGUAAGAUCAGCUGAACAUAUAUUUUUGCUAUUUUGUUAAAAUGUGAUUCAUUUGUUAUUGUUUUAUUUAUAGGAUAAAAUUGUUAAUGGUCAAUGGGGCUCUGCUUAUUUGAAAACCAAUUUGCUGCCACUAAUUAAUUAAACACACAUGAAACUACACUUUAAAACGUGUUCUGUUUGUAUUCUUCUGCUAAAUCUA
Molecule: messenger RNA, 2034 nt
Organism: Periophthalmus magnuspinnatus
Lineage: Eukaryota; Metazoa; Chordata; Actinopteri; Gobiiformes; Gobiidae
Gene: hinfp
Product: histone H4 transcription factor
Exons: 9
Coding region: 247-1686 (479 amino acids)
Biological process (GO): anatomical structure development; regulation of transcription by RNA polymerase II
Molecular function (GO): DNA-binding transcription factor activity, RNA polymerase II-specific; RNA polymerase II cis-regulatory region sequence-specific DNA binding
Source: RefSeq, a predicted model, not a curated record